AUGGUUUAAUGUAGAGAUUUGUUGAAGAAAAAAUUUAUAUUCAAAACUCCUUUUUUUCUUCAAAUUUAUUAAUUGUUGCAACGUUAAAUAAAAAAUACAGUACUAAUUUCUUUAGAUUCAAAGCAAAAAGGAAUCAUAACUUUUUAAAAUAUAAAUAUAGUUUUUUAUGACAACCAUUUAGAUGAAUAUUUUUAUGCUUUAUCUUAGUCUUCUUCAGCUACAUUAUUUUUGUCACUUAAAUAUGUUAAAUAUGGUAGUCAUAGAAUAUAAAGUUGCUAAUUUUUAUAAAACUUGGUCACUAAUUCAACUAAUUCAAUCUUAUAUAUGAUUCAUAAAAUAUAAAAAAUUCUUAAUUUUAAAAUAACAACAUUUUGAAUUAUUCAUCUUUGAAUAGAUAUAUAUUAUUAAAAAACACUCAAGAUCUAACAGAUAUUAAUUUUUAAUUCAUUUUUCCGAUCAAAUCAACUAGUGGGAAUGGUAUGCUAAUAUCUAAAUUAAUUAUGAUUGAUAGUUUAAAGAUAAAUUUUAGGGAAUAAGCUUUAUUAAUAUAAUAAAUUCGGCUUUUCUCAAUAAAAGAACAACUUUGUCUUCCUUAUAUUUUCAAAAGGAGGAUGCUUUUACAUAGAUGCUAGUUCAUCUGUAUUGACUUUAAACAUUAAAAAUAACAAAUUUGA
Paramecium sonneborni is the source of this 674-nucleotide messenger RNA. The record is from the annotation of a GenBank genome assembly. Lineage: Eukaryota; Ciliophora; Oligohymenophorea; Peniculida; Parameciidae.